Messenger RNA from Drosophila mauritiana, 707 nucleotides. RefSeq lists its product as uncharacterized. The record is from RefSeq and is a predicted model, not a curated record. Lineage: Eukaryota; Metazoa; Arthropoda; Insecta; Diptera; Drosophilidae. The transcript has 3 exons. Bases 1 to 705 code for a protein of 234 amino acids.
AUGAGGCUCUCUCGAACUGGCCACUUCAGUUUGCUGGCACUUUGCCUCCUGCUGCACGAGGUGCAAUCCCAGGUGAUGUCCAUGAUGUCACCAGCUGCAAAUGCCAACCGGACAGGGGAGGUGACCAAAGUUCUGCGCCGGCACAAGCGUUAUCUGGCAUUUCCGGAGGGCUCGUCGGUUUCGGGCGCCAUUUGCAUGACGAUCGGCAUGAUUGGCAACCCCGAUGUUGACUAUCUCAGCUGGGCGGUCAACUGGGGCGUGGCCUACGAUCUGCCCAACCACCAGUGGGUCAUCCAACACGCCCAUGGACUGAACGCCACCCUGGCCAAGGAUACCAUCAAGCGGCGAUCCCGGCGAGCAUUUUACGAUGAGGUGCAGUCCUUAUUUGACAACAUGGGUUUCAAUGGUCGUUCAUGUGUGGCUCGUGCUCUCUGCGAAAGUGCCAGGUUCAUGCUGCAGUCUGAGGAACGGGGUAACAUGUUGCAGGAGUUGGUCAGGACUGUCUUCAGCCUGCCCCCCUCCCCGGUGGCUGCCCACGAACCACAAGCCCAUCAUCAGUACGAUCGCAUAUACCGCCGAUCCAAGCGGAACUCACGGGAGUGCCAUGAAAUCUAUCCAGGAUGCCAGUUUUCACUGCUGGCUUUGGCAUUGGGCAAAUAUAUGGCGGCCACAACCACGAAGUUUAGUUCAUUCAACUAUAUGUGAAA